AUGUCUAUCGUUACCAAUUGCAGUGAUUCACAAGAGUCUUGGACAUAUCUAUCCGAAGGCAAUGCAAAUAUCGUAUUGACUUAUAGUGGAAGUAAUCCUUUACUGAGAAACACAGUGCUACGAUUAUCAAAGACGACCAAUACAUUGGACAGCCAUCUGUUUAUCAAAUAUGCAAUAGAGCCACUAUUGACACCCUGGGUCCUAACAUAUACAAAAAUCAAUCUUUCUCCUCUCGUUCUCCAAACAAUUGGUCUGGAAUGUUUUGACAAACGACCAGCCCAUCGAUUGGGAUCAGAAAUCAACCAAUCGAUUCUGUGGGGAUACUCUUCUCCUGACAUGACCCAUUAUUUUGCACCUGCGUCUACCUUGACCAUUGAAAUCAAGCCAAAAUGGGGAUUCAAACCAAACUCUAGUCAUAUUUCAGAACAUCACUCGAUUAAACAGAGGAUGUGCAGAUAUUGUAUGCACUCUAAUCUCAAGAAGCUCGAGACACUCUAUUGUCCUCUCGACAUUUACUCCAAAGACCCCAUUCGUGUGAGGCGGGCAAUCGAAUGUCUGUUGAACACAAAGGGAGACCAACUGCGAUUAUUUCUAGACGGCAAACGACUUGAACUACACCAAUCUACACAGGCCAGCAUCACAAGCCAACUACUCGGGAACUGGUUUGGAGCUAAAGCCAGUGAUGAGAAAGAGAGCUCAGUGAUGACAAUCAUUUCAGAGCUUGUUCAGAAAGUGCUGGAUGAGGAGGUUGUGCUGAACAGAUUAAAGCUAUUACAGAAACACUGCGAUGAAUUGGAUGUAGAGGGGAUCAUCAAGAUCUAUGAAAAGUAUAGCCAGAUGGAUCUUGAACUGGAUCUAGAGGGAUGGAUUGGGGUGACGAGCAAUUUGCUCAAGAGACUUGGAGAUAAAGAUUAUACUGGUGUGGUUGAUGAAAGACAGCGACUGUAUGAAUAUGUGCUCUCGAUGACCCUAAAGGAUUAUAACAGAUAUGUCUACUACCAGUAUGCUGUAAAGUUGAUCGAUCUUGAUCUCAAGGAUAUCAAAAAGAUACCAAAGUGGUUUGAUCUCGACCAAAGGAUCGUAAAGAAUGCAAUCCAACAUGGACUCGACAGUAUCUGUAAUGAAUAG
Molecule: messenger RNA, 1128 nt
Organism: Phycomyces blakesleeanus NRRL 1555(-)
Lineage: Eukaryota; Fungi; Mucoromycota; Mucoromycetes; Mucorales; Phycomycetaceae
Exons: 5
Coding region: 1-1128 (375 amino acids)
Biological process (GO): inositol phosphate biosynthetic process
Cellular component (GO): nucleus
Molecular function (GO): ATP binding; inositol-1,3,4,5,6-pentakisphosphate 2-kinase activity
Source: RefSeq, a predicted model, not a curated record